Messenger RNA from Symbiodinium sp. CCMP2456, 201 nucleotides. Lineage: Eukaryota; Dinophyceae; Suessiales; Symbiodiniaceae. The record is from the annotation of a GenBank genome assembly.
AUGGGUUGUCUCGGGGGAGUUCCCGUGCACAACGGUCAGGUGGUGGACCAUGCAAUGCCUACCGGCUUCCGCUACAAGCUCUGGCUGCUUGCAGCGAGCAUGGGCGAAUGGGCAGAUGCGCUUCCAGACACGGCUCGGCAUUGCUUAGAGUUCGACUUCGAGUACAGCGUCCAGUUUGAGACGAAGCUCACACCCUUUGAG